This is a messenger RNA of Pelobates fuscus (common spadefoot toad), 3960 nucleotides long. It is a transcript of the gene OSBPL6, whose product is annotated as oxysterol binding protein like 6. Gene Ontology annotation, molecular function: cholesterol binding. NCBI's taxonomy places the organism in Eukaryota, Metazoa, Chordata, Amphibia, Anura, Pelobatidae. The transcript has 24 exons. The record is from RefSeq and is a predicted model, not a curated record. Gene Ontology annotation, cellular component: membrane; intracellular membrane-bounded organelle; cytosol. Bases 406 to 3111 code for a protein of 901 amino acids.
UGGCAAUCACAGGCUGGAGAUCAGCUAGGGGCUGGCAAGCUGCAAGGUGGCCAGUGCAGAUCUGGGGGCGUCUGCAGACAGAGAGAAUAAGGAACGAACAGCACCCCAGCCCCAUUCACACUCUGAGAAUGAGGCAUUUCUGCAGGUAGCAGUGAAUGAUCCAUCUGGUGCAAAGGUUCCAUUCCCCAGUGCUGCAAUCACUAUAUUCUGGGACAAAGGAUAACGAUUGUCGGCAGCCUUGGGCACAGGGAAACAAAAAACAAAGAGAUUUUCUUGGCCUUCCGAAGAUGGGUUGUAAAAUGGAUUAACAUUUGUAGAAUAUUUUCCUUUGUGGAACACUGUGUGGCCUGGAAAAUGAUCUGAUAUGAGCCUGUUGCUACACUAAUACUGUUUGGACCUUUCAAAAUGAGUUCGGAAGAGAAAGGUGUGUCUCCAGCACACAAAACAUCUACACCAACGCACAAAAGUGCCUCCUCUUCAUCCUCUUCACAAAGGGACAGCCGGCAGGAAGCAGACAGCUGGGAAAUCAUCGAGGGGUUGAAGAUAGGACAGACGAGUGUCCAAAAGCCUGAAAAACAUGAAGGAUUUAUGCUAAAGAAAAGGAAAUGGCCACUGAAAGGCUGGCACAAGAGAUUUUUUGUACUGGAAAAUGGUAUAUUGAAGUAUUCAAAAUCUCCAAUUGAGACUCAGAAAGGAAAACUUCAUGGAAGUAUAGAUGUCGGCUUGUCUGUUAUGUCCAUCAAGAAGAAAGCUCGAAGAAUAGACUUGGACACGGAGGAGAAUAUUUACCAUCUUAAGGUGAAAUCUCAGGAUACCUUUGAUGCCUGGGUAACAAAAUUACGCCAUCACAGACUUUAUCGGCAGAAUGAAAUCGUGAGAUCACCAAGAGACGCCAAUUUCCAUGUUUUUCCUUCAGCAUCGACUACUGAGUCCUCACCAGCAGCAAACAUUACAGUGCCAGAGGGAAAGAUGCCCCAGAAUAGCUUCUUGUGGCAAUCCCCCAUCCCAUGCAGCAGUCUGCCAGCGACAUGCUCAAGUGGUCAAAGUAAGGUGGCAGCGUGGUUACAAGACUCUGAGGAAAUGGAUAAAUGUGCAGAAGAUCUGUCACAGUGUCAGUCCAACCUGAUUGAGCUUAGCAAGCUGCUUCAUAACCUUGAAAUACUACAAAGGACCCAAUCUGCUCCCAAUUUUAUUGACAUGCAGGCUAACUGUGUAGAUAUUUCAAAGAAAGACAAGCGUACGGCAAGGAGGUGGAGAACAAAAAGUGUCAGCAAAGAUGCAAAAUUACAACUUCAGGUACCACUAAGUGCGUCAAUGUCACCAAUUCGCUUGCACGCCUCUAACCCAAACCUCUGUGCAGAAGUCGAAUUUCCAAAUCCUCCAACUCAAGUGGCUGAUGCCCUGGAGUUUGCAUCUGAUUACACCAAACUGCAGGAAGAGUUUUGUCUGAUGGCACAAAAAGUGCAUUCCCUUUUGAAAUCUGCCUAUAACACGAUUGCCAUCGAGAAGGAGAAGAUGAAACAGAUGGCUUCCGAGCAGGAUUACAGUAGCCACAAUGCACAGAUUGCCUGCCUCAGACAGUCGCUCUCUCAGGCACUGAACCACAAUUCUGAGCUGAGAACGCGACUCAACAGAAUACACUCGGAGUCCAUUAUUUCUGAGCAAGUUGUUAGUGUAAACAUUAUCUCAAGUCCAAAUGAGACCGUCGAGCAACUUCACGUAAGCCUGCCCUUGUCCCAGCAGAUGUCUACUGAGGGUAGAAUCUCUAUGUCUGAGUCCGUGUCCGAAUUUUUUGAUGCACAAGAAGUUCUACUCUCUGCCAGUUCUUCAGAGAACGAGGCAUCAGAUGACGAAUCAUAUAUCAGUGAUGUCAGUGAUAACAUCUCAGAAGACAACACCAGUGUGGCAGAUAACGUAUCUCGUCAAAUUCUCAAUGGAGAAUUAUCAGGAGGAGCAUUCAGAACCGGACGAAGGACUUCCUUACCUGCUCCAUCCCCUGACACCAGCAAUAUUAAUUUGUGGAAUAUCUUAAGAAAUAACAUUGGGAAAGAUCUGUCCAAGGUCUCCAUGCCGGUGGAAUUAAAUGAACCUCUGAAUACCUUACAGCACCUCUGCGAGGAACUGGAAUACAGUGAGCUUCUAGAUAAGGCUUCAGAGAUGGAUGAUCCUCAUGAACGCAUGGCUCUUAUAGCUGCUUUUGCAGUCUCAGGUUACUCCUCUACUUACUACCGAGCAGGAAGCAAACCAUUUAAUCCUGUGCUUGGGGAGACUUAUGAAUGCAUAAGAGAGGACAAAGGAUUCCGGUUCCUAUCUGAACAAGUUAGCCAUCACCCUCCGAUAUCUGCCUGUCACUGUGAGUCCAAAAACUUUGUCUUCUGGCAAGAUGUGAGAUGGAAAAACAAGUUUUGGGGGAAAUCAAUGGAAAUACUGCCUUUUGGAACCGUGAACAUGUCAUUACCAAAAUAUGGAGAUUGUUACGUCUGGAACAAAGUUACUACGUGUAUACACAACAUCCUCAGUGGAAGAAGGUGGAUAGAACAUUAUGGUGAAAUCACUAUUCGGAACACAAGAAGCAGUGUUUCGAUGUGCAAAAUGACAUUCAUUAAGGGGAAUUAUUGGAGCUCCAGUGUAAAUGAGGUCCAUGGCGUAAUAAUGGAUCAAGAGGGAAAAGUUGUGCAUCGUCUGUUUGGGAAGUGGCACGAAGGGCUUUACUGUGGGAAUGCCCCGGCAGCCAAAUGCAUAUGGAGGCCAGGUUCUAUGCCAACCAACUAUGAACUCUAUUAUGGCUUCUCAAGGUUUGCUAUUGAACUAAACGAGCUGGAUCCAGUAAUGAAAGAUUUUCUUCCAAUGACGGAUGCAAGAUUUAGGCCGGAUCAAAGAUUACUUGAAGAAGGGAAUGUAGAAGCAGCAGCUAUGGAAAAACAAAGAAUAGAAGAAUUACAAAGGACUCGGAGGAAAAUGUUGGAGGAGGAUCACUCAGAAUAUGUACCAAAAUAUUUCCGGAAGAUUACAGAUGCACACCAGAAGGAGACGUGGAUUUCUAAUGACACCUACUGGGAAUUACGGAAGGACCCUGGUUUUAGCAAACUUGAUUUACCCACUCUUUGGUGAUUUUAGAAUAUAGAUUUGAUAAAGCUAUUAUUCUACCAUCAGAUAACUAUGCACAAUUCAUUUUCAUACUGCUACAAAACAAUAUUUUGUUUUUGCAAUGCUGUAAAUCAUGACAUAUGCUUUUAUAUUCAUUUUUUAAAAGAAAUUUGCUGCCGUAAUGUUAUAACUUAGGACUGUAUCAGAUUUGCUGCAUUUGUACAGUUGUGGAAACUAUUUCUGUACACUGAAAUACGUUUGAUAUUUGCUGCUGAAUGUUAUCCAAAGUUGUUUAACAAACUAACCAAUGCUGAAAGCUUUUUAAUAUCAACCCCCAGAAUCCCUUCAUGCCCACCCAGCCUACAUUUCAGUAAAGUGCAUUGCAAACAACUAUUGCAGUAAAAAAACUUUUAGAAACACAGAAAAACAAUACAUUUUUCAUACAAAAAGAAAAAAUAAUGAACCAAUCUUUCUAGAAACCAUUAAUUUUCUAUUCCAAAAAUGGGAAGAAUCGUGGUACUAAUCGGUUGUAUAAACUAAAAAUUGCUUAGUUCAUUUGCAAAACAGGCAGAAAAGUGUCUUGGUCGUACAUGUAUUUGGAAAUAUAUCAUGUGUUUGUAUAUUUAUUUUAGUUUUUUUCUUCAUAUGUGUGUUAUUAUUUAAUUUUACAAUAGGAAUGUACUCUAGAAUUGUAACCCUUCCGAUCUGUGUUAUUAUUUUAUUUUACAAUAGGAAUGUACUCUAGAAAUGUAACCCUUGGAAUGAUAGAGGACACAUCCCCAUCACUGAAAGGGUUACAAUUAAGUAUUCUGGGCCUUUCAGUACUUUAGACCAUCAACAAUUUCAGUGCUCCAGUAAAACUAAUGUAUGGAA